Messenger RNA from Scleropages formosus (Asian bonytongue), 8304 nucleotides. Its product is annotated as fibronectin-like. Gene Ontology annotation, biological process: heart development; cell-substrate junction assembly; nervous system development. Lineage: Eukaryota; Metazoa; Chordata; Actinopteri; Osteoglossiformes; Osteoglossidae. Gene Ontology annotation, cellular component: extracellular region. The transcript has 46 exons. The record is from RefSeq and is a predicted model, not a curated record. The coding region runs from base 152 to 7555 and encodes 2467 amino acids. Gene Ontology annotation, molecular function: extracellular matrix structural constituent; proteoglycan binding; integrin binding.
CCCGUCCCACUCAGAGUGGCCGCGCUGGAGGCGUCGUGUCGCUCGGGGACCCCGCAGCCUGAGCCGCUUCGCGCACCGAGAAGAGCCGCAGCUUCGCACGCUGCGCUCCUUGGGAUUGUACUUCGCUUUGCUCCCCGAAGCGCUCUAAGAGAUGGGCGCUGCUCCCGCGGUGCGCCUCCUGGUGGCGCUGUGCCUCGGGCUCGGCUGCGCUGUCCGCUGUGCGCCGGAGACGGGCGCCCGAAGCCGCAGACAAUCGCAGCAUCAGGUGUUCCCGUCGCUGGAGGACGCCUCCCUGUCGCGCGACGGAUGCGUUGAAAAUGAUCGAUUUUAUACAAUUAACGAGCAGUGGGAGCGCUCCUAUCUGGGCAGUACGUUGCUCUGCACCUGUCACGGAGCUGCAGGAGUUAAAUGCAAAAGCAAACCUGCAGCCGAGGAAACGUGCUAUGAUAAAAUAAACGUGCGGUCCUACCGCGUGGGAGAGACGUACGAGCGGCCGAAGGAUUCGAUGAUCUGGGACUGCACGUGCAUCGGCUCCGGAAGGGGCAAAAUCAGCUGCACCAUUGCAAACCGCUGCCACGAGGGCGGCAAGUCCUACAAGAUCGGAGAUACGUGGAUGAGGCCCCAUGACAGCGGAGGCUACAUGCUGGAAUGUGUCUGUCUGGGCAAUGGCAAAGGCGAAUGGACUUGCAAACCUGUGGCGGAGCGUUGCUAUGACAACUCCGUGGGCACAUCCUACGUGGUCGGUGAAACCUGGGAGAAGCCCUAUCAGGGAUGGAUGAUGGUGGACUGCACCUGCCUAGGAGAGGGAAACGGCCGCAUCACCUGCACCUCCAGAAAUCGCUGCAACGACCAGGACACGCGGAGGUCCUACCGCAUCGGUGACACUUGGAGCAAGGUGGAUGCCCGCGGGAACGUUCUGCAGUGCCUGUGCACUGGGAACGGACGUGGCGAGUGGAAGUGCGAGCGUCAUACAUCCCUGCACACCAGUGGCCCGGGCACCAGCAUCCAGCCAUUCAUCUACCAGCCGCUGCCCCAUCCCGAGCCCCCCGUGGAGGGCACAUGUGUGACAGAAUCGGGUGUUUCCUAUUUUGUGGGCAUGCGGUGGAUCAAGACCCAGGGCUCCAAAGAGAUGCUGUGUACCUGCCUGGGCAAUGGCAUCAGCUGCGAGGAGUGGGAGGGCCAGUCGCAGGUCUAUGGGGGCAACUCAAAUGGUGAACCCUGCGUGUUCCCCUUCGUGUUCAUGGGGAAAACCUACUACUCCUGUACCUCCGAUGGGCGCACCGAUGGCCAGCUGUGGUGCAGCACCUCCUCCGACUAUGAGAGCACCCACAAGUACUCGUUCUGCACGCAGAAGAACGUGUUUGUUACCACCAGGGGAGGCAACUCCAACGGAGCUCUGUGCCAGUUCCCUUUCAUCUAUAGCGGACGCAACUACACUGACUGCACGUCGGAUGGUCGCCGCGAUGGCAUGAAGUGGUGCGGCACAACCGUCAACUACGACAGAGAGCAGAAGUUCGGCUUCUGCCCCAUGGCUGCUCACGAGGAGGUGUGCACCACCAGCGAGGGUGUGAUGUAUCGUGUCGGUGACCAGUGGGAUAAACGCCAUGAUCUUCUGGGUCACAUGAUGCGCUGCACGUGCAUGGGCAACGGGCGUGGCGAGUGGAGCUGCAUCGCCUACUCCCAGCUCAGAGAUCAGUGCAUUGUGGAUGGCCUAACCUACGACGUGAACCAGACCUUCACCAAGCGGCACGACGAGGGCUACAUGAUGAACUGCACCUGCUUCGGCCAGGGCCGUGGGCGCUGGAAGUGUGACGCCAUUGACCAGUGCCAGGAGCCUGAGACCCGGGCAUUCUACCAGAUCGGAGAAUCCUGGGACAAGCUGGUCCGUGGCAUCCGCUACAGAUGCUACUGCUACGGCAACGGCAAAGGGGAGCUGAGCUGCGAGCCCCAGCAUCCGGGUGGCCAGCGUCCUGUCCAUGUGAUCAUCACAGAGACUGGUAACCAACCUAACUCUCACCCCAUCCAAUGGAAUACCUCUCCAUCCACCCACAUCACCCAGUACAUCCUCAGGUGGAGACAGAAACAUGUUUCAGCACCCUGGAGGGAGGUAACCAUCCCAGGCCAUCUCAACUCCUACACCAUUGCUGGACUCAGAUCUGGUGUCACCUACGAGGGUCAGCUGAUCAGCAUCCUUCGUUAUGGGCCGCGUGAGGUCACCUACUUCGACUUUACCACAGCAUUUGGCUCCUUGGAAAAUAAAGAGGGUGAGACCACACCGCCCCCUCCGGUGGUGGACAUCUCGGAGUCGGUGACGGAAAUCACAUCCAGCAGCUUUGUUGUGUCAUGGGUGUCUGCCUCGGACACGGUGUCUGGGUUCCGUGUGGAGUACGAGCUGAGCGAGGAGGGAGGACAGCCCAAAGUCUUGGAGCUUCCCCGCACUGCCACCUCUGUCAACAUCAACGACCUGCUUCCGGGACGCAAGUACACGGUUCAAGUGUAUGAGGUGACCUCUGGGGAGAAGGGCAACCUCAUCCUCACCACCACACAGACCACUGCUCCCGAUGCCCCAAGCCAACACAAGGUGAGCAAUGUGGGAGAUACAUCCAUCAUGAUCACCUGGUCCAAGCCCCAGGCCCCCAUCACAGGGUACCGUGUGGUCUAUACCCCGUCUGUGGAGGGCAGCAGCACGGAGCUCACCCUCCCUGACACGGCCACCUCUGUAACCCUGAGUGACCUGAGGCCAGGCUCCCUCUACAACGUCAGCAUCUAUGCCGUGGAGGAGAACCUGGAGAGCACACCAAUCUUCGUGCAGGUUCCAACGACUGGAGAACCCCUGCCAGAACAAGUCCCAUCUCCAACCAACCUCCAUUUCUAUGAAGUAUCUGACACCAAGAUCAUCAUCACUUGGGUGUCGCCAUCAAGCGAGGUAUCAGGGUACCGUGUGAACGUGAGGCCCGUUGGGCCGGCUGGUACCCCUCAGAGGGAUUUCAAUCUUCCUACAAGCAAGAAUACCUUUGCGGAGGUCACCCGUCUUCAGCCUGGGACUUUGUACCGUUUCCACAUCUACUCCAAAAAGGGAUCUCUGGAGAGCAAACCGCUGGUUGGGGAACAGGCCACCAAACCGGAUGCUCCUGCCCAUGUGCACUUCUCCAACCUGACGGAGGACAGUGUCCUGCUGAUGUGGGUGGUCCCCAGGGCCAUCAUUACAGGCUACCGGCUGGUUCUCACUGCAGAAGGCUCCAGUGCCAAGCGUAUAAAGAUUCCUAAUCGGCAGUCCCAGUACACCCUGCUGAACCUGCUGCCCAACACAAAAUACAUUGUCACCUUGCACUCUGAGAAGGGUAGCAUGCUCAGUGAGGGUAUCGAGAGUGUCUUCACCACCUUGCAUCCCAUGGGAAAUGCUCCUCGUUUCACCACUGAUGUCACAGACACCUCCAUCAUCAUCACCUGGACCCCUGUCCCCACGAUAGCCUACAAGCUGUCAGUGAGGCCCAGCCAGGGUGGUGAGGCCCCCCGAGAUGUGAUCUCUGAGUCAGGCAGCAUCUACAUCUCUGGGCUGACUCCAGGGAUAGAGUACACCUACAGCAUCCAGCCUGUCAUCAACGGCAAGGAUCACGGCACCCCAGUUACGCACCGCGUCUUCACAGCUCCGUCUCCCCCCACCAACCUCAAUGUAGUGACCAACCAGCACACAGGCGAGCUGACUGCCCACUGGGAUGAGACCCAGACACCUGACAUAUCAGGGUACCGAGUGACUUGCACCCCGACCAAUGGCCAUCGUGGGAACUCUCUGGAGGAGUUUGUGAAGCCAGACCGGACCUAUUGUGUUCUGGAGAACCUGAGCCCAGGCAUUGAGUACAAUGUCAGUGUUUACACGGUCAAAAACGACAUGGAGAGUGUUCCUGUGUACACCACGGUCACCCAAGAUGUGCCCCGGCUAACUGACCUCAGAUUUGUCGAUGUCACCGACACCACUAUCGGCCUGAGGUGGACUCCAUUAAACUAUACCGCUGUCACGGGCUACCGCAUCACGGUGGUGGCAGCUGGGGAGACGGUCCCCAUUUUCGAGGACAUUGUGGAGCCCACCACAGGGUAUUACACCGUAUACGGACUGGAGCCUGGCAUCGACUAUGACAUCAGCGUCAUCACCGUCACUGAAGGCGGACAGAGCGAGCCCACCACACUCACACAGCAAACUGUUGUUCCUGCUCCCACUAAUCUGAAUUUUGGAGAUGUGGGCCCCGACACUAUGAAGGUGUCUUGGACAAUCCCAACGGCCCCCAGGACCACUGACCGGACCCGCUUUAUCGUCCGCUACUAUCCUAUCAACAAUUAUGACGACAUCAGUGAGCGUAGCGUGGCCGGGAACAGCAACAGCGUCCUUCUGCAAAACCUGUUGCCAAACACGGAGUACCUAGUGAAGGUGGUGACUGUAUAUGAGGAUCGUGAGAGUGUACCCGUCACAGGUACUCAGAGGACAGCUCUGGAUUCUCCCACGGGCCUGGACUUCUCUGAGGUGCUGACUAACUCCUUCACGGUCCACUGGGUGGCCCCUCGUGCUGUCCUCACUGGCUACCGGAUCCGCUACCAGAUGACCAGUGGUGGGCGUGCCAAGGAAGAACGGCUGCCCCCGACACGGAACUACUUUACCCUGACUGGCUUGACCCCCCUGACGGAGUACAUCAUCCACAUCUAUGCUGUUAGCGGCACCAGGGAAAGCCUGCCCUUGGUCGGCCGUCAGUCUACCGUCAGUGAUGCUCCUACUGACCUCGAAGUGGUCUCUACAACUCCCAACAGUAUCACCAUCCGUUGGGAUGCUCCCCCCAUCAUGGUCAGAUACUACAGGAUCACCUAUGGAGCGACAGGUGAACAUGAAACGCCCAAAGAGAUCACUGUACCUGGCAGCUGGUCUUCCACCACCAUUGAGGGCCUGCAACCUGGAACUGACUACACCAUCACCGUGUAUGCUGUAACAGGGAGGGGGGAUAGUCCUGCUUCCAGUACUCCUAUCUAUAUCACACACCGAACAGAUAUCAAAUCUCCUACUGGGAUGGAGGUGAAAGACAUGAAGGAUCAGACCAUUACUGUACGCUGGAGUGCGGCUCAAGGACCUGUCACUGGAUAUCGCGUCACUGGGGUACCAAAAAAUGGUGAAGGCCCCUCCUUCUCCAGGGUCGUUCCUCCUGACCAGACAGAAGUCACUAUCUCAAACCUGAUGCCUAACAUUGAGUAUGAGCUGAGUGUGAUCGCAAUGGGUCAGGAUGGAGGGAGUCAACCUGUUGUACAGUCGGCAGUCACCACUUUGGACCAUCCUAAGGAUCUGACCUUCUCCGAUGUGGAUACCACCUCAAUGAGGAUCAACUGGGAGAGCCCUGAAGAGAGAGUGACAUCCUACAGGGUGUUACUGCACAGCGCAGAGGAGGGAGAGCGUGAGCUUCAUCCCGCACCCCAUUCUGAGGAUGAGAGUACCGUGUUGCGCGGACUGCAUCCUGGGACUGAGUACACAGUUAAGGUCAUCGCCAUGCAUGGCCGUACACCCAGCCCACCUCUGGUGGGGACGCAGGCUACAGCCCUUCCUGCACCCACCAAACUGCAGUUCACUGAGGUGGGUCCCUCUACAUUCACCUUAGUCUGGCAUCCUCCAAAUGCACGGCUGACAGGGUACCGUGUGGUAGUCAACCCCAAGAGCAACAGUGGUCCUACCAAAGAGAUCAACUUGGCCCCUGAUCAAACCCAAGCCCUGGUAUCGGGACUCAUGAUUGCCACCACCUAUGAGGUGGAAGUAUACGCCCUUAAGAACUCUCUAACCAGUCGACCGGCGCGUGGAGAGAUCACCACCACAGAGAGUGUCAGUCCCCCUCGUCGUGUGCGAAUACUGGAAGCAAAGGACUCUUCCAUCACCCUCACCUGGCGUGCCAAGACAGAGCCAAUCUCUGGGUACCUGUUUGAGACCACACCCAUCGGUGGAGUCCACUCCCCUAUUCGGACAACUAUCUCAGGGGCGGAGCGCACCCACACCAUCUCAGGACUGCAGCCAGGAACUACGUACAACAUCAAUAUCUACACCCUAAACGGAAACAUUCGCAGCUCUCCCUACAUCCUCACUGCCAGCACAGCCAAGCCAAACGUUGAUUCUCCCAGAAACAUCCGUUUCACUUCUUUGACCCCCUAUACGAUCAGCUUUACCUGGGAGCCACCUCACACCCGCAUCACUGGCUACAUCGUCACGUACGAGGAGUCAGGAGGAUAUCCCCAGGAGCUGAUCCCUCGACCUCAUGCUGGCAUAAGCUACUCCACUAUUUCUGGUUUGAAACCUGGGACUGAAUACAUCAUUAAGGUCUUUGCCGUACAGGACACCAAGCGAAGCAUACCUCUCGUGGGGAAGGCCAGAACACAAAUGGACUCACAGCUGUCAGUGCCUCAGCUUCCCAUUCCCCACAGGCCUGGUCCUGAAAUCCUGGAUGUACCGCACACUGUGACUCCCGGUGAUGGUGGCAACAACGGCUUCCUUCCGCUGGACACUGGUGGUCAGGAUAGGUUCAAACAUCAGGGCCAACACAUCUACACAGAGGAGGACCACAAACAUCUGAAGGUCCCGAGCAGCCGCGAGUCGCUGAUCUACAUCCCAAGGCCAGGUCCUGAUGGGACACGGGUUCCCGUGGUGCGGGCCAGCGACGUUUCCGUGCCAGGCUUCCCCUUCCAGUUUGGAGGGAAUGACACCAGACUGCCCCAGGAGGCUCUCACCCAGACAACCAUCUCUUGGGAGCCUAUUCAGCACACCUCUGAAUACGUAGUGUCCUGCAACCCCAUCAGCAGCCUUAAUGAGAAGAUGUUCCAGGUCAGCUUGCCAGGAACUUCCACCAGCGCCAUGCUCAUUGGCCUCACAUCAGGGGCCUCUUACAAUGUCCUGGUAGAGGCUCUGCAGGGCUCCAAUAAGCAGAAGGUCCUGGAGAAGAUCAUCACAGCAGGCAACACUGUUCCAGGGGGCAUCCCCUCGAGCAGCGAUAUGUGCUACGACACGUUCACAGCCACCUACCACGAGGUGGGCGCUGAAUGGGAGCGCAUGUCUGAGACGGGCUUCAAGCUCUGGUGCAGAUGCCUUGGUCUGGGCAGUGGCCAUUUCAGAUGCGAUUCCUCCAAGUGGUGCCAUGACAAUGGUAACAAUUACCGCGUUGGUGAGAAGUGGGACCGUCAAGCUGAAAACGGGCAGACGAUGACCUGCACCUGCCUGGGCAACGGGAAGGGCGAGUUCAUGUGUAACCCACAUGAGUCCACCUGCUAUGAUGAUGGUAAGACGUACCAAGUGGGGAACCAGUGGCAGAAGGAGUACCUGGGAGCCAUUUGCACCUGUACAUGUUUUGGUGGACAGCAGGGCUGGCGCUGUGAGAAAUGUCAACGCCCAGGUGGAGACGUAGAUGCAGAUGUGGUGCAGCCUGUGCGCUCCAACGCUUUUGACCGCUACAGGGACAACAACCAGCACAAAGUGAAAAUCCAGUGCCCCAUUGAGUGCCUCCAACCAAGAUUCCUUGCAGACUCACAGAACCCCAGGGAGUAAACUGAACUUGACCCCCAACUCCACCCACAGUUCAUCUGGUCAGGGCUCCAAAUUGGAAGUUCAAACCACUGUCAAGCUGCUCUGCCGUCCACCUCCUGCCUUUAACUAGCACCUUGUACACAAGACCACCCUCAUGCUCAUUUCGCACCUGUUGUUGUCCUGGUUUUGCUUUGCUCUUUCAGAUGAAGGCUUUCCUUGCCACACAUAAUAUUAAGAAUGAGGUUGAGAAACAUUUCAGGAACACAUUAUCUUGAAAACAUCCAGAAAUUGGGACAAGGGCAACUGUAUUCAUGCCCUCUGCACCCCUCAGACUGUCAGGUUAUCCCUUUGUCUACCUGUAAGAGAGACCUACUACCUGAACUGUGUUCCUCUGUGCUUGACAUUUCCUGAGACAUGUUACUUUCAGGCUCCCUGUCCCAUAGUGCUGGAUUCCCCCCUGCUACUAUUGUACUUUAACAGAAAAUUCAAAAGAUCAAGCACUGCUGGAGGAAAAUGCAGGCUGAAAUAGCCCUCAUCUCCCCCUGGAGGUUACCCCAUAAUUAUUCAUAUGGGUUUAGUGUUUUGGGUGUCUCAGUGCCAGGUGCCUUGGACACAGCUGAACAUAAUGACUGGUAUUAAUACUUACUGAUUUUUUUUUUUGUGGAAAUUGUUCCAUUCUGUCUUUCCAAUUCUAUUUUUAUACUGUAGGUGCAAUCAUAACUACUGUGGACAGAAAAUUACCUUUUUAAAUAAAGUUUUACAAACAAUUA